GUUGGAGUGUUGACGCUUUGGGUCCCCUCGAAGAAACUACACAAAUGGCUAUAAGUAAAGGGUUUGAUUGAAUGUCUGUGAAGAAAGAAAAAAAACAGACAACUAAAAGAGAAACAACAAUUCAGAGAAGACAAAGAUCUUCUUAUAAGAAUGGAGGUUCUUGUGAAAUUAUCCACUUCGGAUUCUCUUCUUAAGGAUAAAGUUCUUGGAUCUGUUCAAAUCCACGAAGCUAGUAAGAUCGAUGGUGAUCAUGAGAAAUUUGAAUCUGCGAAGGCUGAGAUGAGCGAGGUGAAGGAAGAGAACGAGAAGCUUAAAGGGAUGCUCGAACGAAUUGAAAGUGAUUACAAAUCUCUGAAACUUAGAUUCUUCGACAUAAUUCAACAAGAACCUUCAAACAAACCAACUCAAGAUCAAAACAUGGCUAAUCUUCCGAAGGCGACGACGGAUUUGAGUUCUUUUGAUCAAGAACGCGAGCUUGUGUCGCUUUCACUCGGGAGAAGAAGUUCGUCUCCGAGUGAUAACGCCUCGAAAAAGGAAGAGAAAACAGAUCACGCCAUCAGCAAAGAAGUCAAGGAUGAUGACGAAUUGACCAAGGCUGGUUUGACCUUAGGGUUCAAUAACGGCAACGGCCAUGAGCCAAACGGGACUUUAUCUGUUGAGAAUCCUGCCAAUUCUAGCCUGGAAAACAGCUCGGAAGAAGCUCCGGGAGAAUCUUGGCCGCCAGGUAAAGUUACCGGGAAGAGAAGCUCUCCGGCACCGGCUUCCGGUGGAGAUGUUGAUGGUGAGGCCGGUCAGCAAAACCAUGUGAAGAGAGCUAGAGUCUGUGUUAGAGCAAGAUGCGACACGCCAACGAUGAAUGAUGGUUGUCAAUGGAGAAAAUAUGGUCAAAAGAUUGCGAAAGGAAACCCAUGUCCACGAGCAUACUAUCGCUGCACGGUUGCACCUGGAUGUCCCGUUAGAAAACAGGUCCAAAGAUGUGCAGAAGACAUGUCCAUACUAAUCACAACCUAUGAAGGAACACACAGCCAUCCUCUUCCUCUCUCAGCCACCACCAUGGCCUCUACUACUUCAGCCGCCGCUUCCAUGCUCCUCUCCGGCUCCUCCUCCUCCUCAUCAGCCGCCGAAAUGAUCGGAAACAACCUCUACGACAGUUCAAGAUUCAUCAACAACAACAGCAACAACAACAAAUCCUUCUAUUCACCCACCCUUCACUCCCCAUUACAUCCCACCGUCACUCUCGACCUCACCGCUCCACAACACUCUUCUUCUUCUUCUUCUUCAUUGCCUUCUUUAAAUUUCAACAAAUUCUCAAACUCUUUCCAGAGAUUCCCAUCAACAAGCCUAAAUUUCUCCUCCAGUUCAUCAAACCCUUCUACUCUCAACCUACCCGCGAUUUGGGGUAAUGGAUAUUCUUCUUAUUCUCCAUAUCCUUACAAUAACGUCCAGUUUGGGACGUCCGAGAUAGGGAAAACAGUUCAAAAUAGUCAGUCUUUAACCGAAACGCUAACGAAAGCGCUUACUUCCGACCCAAGUUUCCACUCGGUGAUCGCUGCUGCAAUCUCAUCCAUGGUCGGAUCCAACGGGGAACAACAGAUCGUCGGUCCACGGCAUCCUAAUAGCAAUAACAUUCAACAAAUCGCCGCGACGAAUAACAACAAAGGAUGUGGAGGCUAUUUUAGCAGCUUAUUGAUGUCUAACAUUAUAGCGAAUAAUCAAACAGGCGCGUCGUUGGAUCAACCAUCGCCGCAGCUUCCUCCGUUCUCUGUGUUCAAGAGUUCUUCUUCUUCGUCUUCUACGACUAGUUUCGUGAACAAGGAAGAGAAAAGCUAGUAAUUGUAUCACAAGAACCUCCAUUGUUAAUUUUUUUUUGUGGUGAUUUAUUUAUUAGGUUUUUCAUAGUAUUGUAUCUGAAGAUAUUGAUUCUUGUUCGUCCGUUUCUCAUAAGUGUUUUUUAUUCGAGUUAGGACAGUCUGCAACCGAAUUCAAAUAGACCAAAUUAAAUGUACAAUUGAUGUUUACUUGUGUAGCAAGAAUUAGUUUGAAUUAAGAUAAUGCAGCAAUGGACUGUAUAUUCAAGUGCG
Thlaspi arvense is the source of this 2081-nucleotide messenger RNA. Lineage: Eukaryota; Viridiplantae; Streptophyta; Magnoliopsida; Brassicales; Brassicaceae. The record is from the annotation of a GenBank genome assembly.